AUGUACACUAGAAUUCUAUCAAAUAGGGAGACGUGCGAUAGAGAAUGGCCAGUGUAUUCGAAAAAACUUGACAAACUCUAUUGUUUUUGUUGUAAAGUUUUUAGAACGGGGCAUCCGAAAGGUGGGUUGGAUGAUGAAGGUUAUAACGAUUGGAGACAUGCCAGUGGUAGACUUAAAGAACAUGAAGUUGGUUUAGAACAUUUCAAGAAUAUGAAUGAAUGGUUUGAAUUGCGCCAAAGGUUGAAAUGCAAAGAAACAAUUGACAAAGUGGCAUAUGAGCAAUUUAGAAAAGAAAAAGAUUAUUGGAAACAAGUCAUCUUAAGGAUUGUUGCACUUGUGAAGUUUCUUGCAAAAUAUGGCUUAGCGUUUCGUGGGUCAAAUGAGAAGUUGUAUCAAAAAGGCAAUGGAAACCUUUUGGGUUUGGUUGAGAUGUUGGAAGAGUUUGACCCGAUUAUGAAAGAACAUGUGCGCCGAGUUUUGAAUGAAGAGUGCCAUGUACACUUUCUUAGCCACAAUAUUCAAAACGAGUUGAUACAAUUAUUAGGGGAUAAAGUUAGAACCGAAAUCAUCAAGAAGGUUAAGCAAGCAAAGUAUUACUCCAUCAUCCUCGAUUGCACGCCUGAUACAAGUCACCAAGAGCAAAUGUCCAUAAUUGUGAGGUAUGUGAAUUUUAACUCUAGUUCCGUGACCAUUGAGGAAUCCUUUUUAGGUUUUUUGGUUGUUGAUGAUACGACGGGUUUAGGACUUUUUGAAGUAACAUGUAAGGAAUUAGAGUCGCUUGAUUUUGAUAUUGGUGAUAUGUGUGGUCAAGGCUACGAUAAUAGGGCAAACAUGAGAGGAAAAAACAAAGGAGUUCAAACUAGAUUUUUAGAAAAAAAUCCUAGAGAUUUCUAUAGUGCUUGUGGUUGUCAUAGUCUAAAUCUAGCAUUGUGUGACAUGGCUAACACAAUUACUAAGUCUAAGGAAUUUUUUGGAACAAUACAACGGUUAUAUACUAUCUUUGCCCAUUCUAUUAAUAGGUGGCAAAUUUUGAAAGACAAUGUUAAAGGAUUAACUCUUAAAUCAUUGUCUACAACUCGUUGGGAAAGUCGUAUAGAUAGUAUUAAGCCUAUAAGAACUCAACUUAGAGAUGUAAGAAAAGCUUUGCGAGAAGUUAGGGGGACGGAUAGAGAUGCUAAAAUCAUAAAAGCUAAAUCAUUAGAAGAGUAUGAACUUGGUGAUUUUGAAUUUUUGGCACAAAUUGUCAAUUGGUUUGAAUUAUUAUCAAAGGUGAAUGUGGUGAGCAAACGGUUGCAAGCAAAAGAUGUUGUUCUUGAUGUUGCUAUUGAUGAAGCACUUGAUGAAGCUAGAGAAAUUGCAAAUGAAAUAGGUGUUAAUGCGGAAUUUCGUCAAAAACGUGUGAUAUAUAGGAAAAAACAAUUUGAUGAAUCGUCAAGUGUAGAAGAAGUAACAUUUUCACCCGAGGAGGAUUUUAGAUUGAAGACUCUUGAUGAAGCCAAGCUUAAGGAGUGUUGUUAUCGCCUUGAAGAUGCAUUGAAGUAUGAAGGAGAAUUCGAUAUUGAUGCUAAAGAAUUUACUACUUAUCCUUAUGCUAUAAAUGCAUAUAAAGUGUUGUUGACAAUUCCGGUAACCGUGGCAUCGGCAGAAAGAAGUUUCUCAAAGUUGAAGUUGUUGAAGACCUAUUUACGUUCUACAAUGUCACAAGAAAGGCUAAACAGGUUGGCGACAAUAUCUAUUGAAAGUGAAAUAUUAGAUACUAUGGAUUACAAGGAGUUGAUCGAGAGCUUUGCUUCAAAAAACGCUAGGAGAACCACACUGUUUGCUUAG
This is a messenger RNA of Helianthus annuus (common sunflower), 1827 nucleotides long. Its product is annotated as zinc finger MYM-type protein 1-like. The coding region runs from base 1 to 1827 and encodes 608 amino acids. Lineage: Eukaryota; Viridiplantae; Streptophyta; Magnoliopsida; Asterales; Asteraceae. The record is from RefSeq and is a predicted model, not a curated record. Gene Ontology annotation, molecular function: protein dimerization activity. The transcript is spliced from 4 exons.